This is a messenger RNA of Phytophthora nicotianae INRA-310, 1362 nucleotides long. RefSeq lists its product as hypothetical. The record is from RefSeq and is a predicted model, not a curated record. The coding region runs from base 1 to 1362 and encodes 453 amino acids. Lineage: Eukaryota; Oomycota; Peronosporomycetes; Peronosporales; Peronosporaceae. The transcript has a single exon.
AUGGUGCUUAACCCGCAAGAGCUGUUGGAGCAACAGAACACCGUAUGUGUAGCCUGCCGGAAGAGGAGAGGUGCUCUACCAUCCAAGGUUCAGGCAAUGCUGACGGUCCCAUUUCAACCCGGCGAUGUUGCCGCUUUGGUCCGACCUCAUGAUCUUCAGGUGGUCUAUGUCCGACGUCAACACUUUUUGGAUGUGGCCAAGGGGUCGCCAAAAAAAAAUCGUUCGGAUUUGUAUCGUGACCCGAAGACACCAGCUAACCCGUCGACUCCAUCAAGCGACACCUCACCGACGAGUGACAGGGAAUUCGCUGAGGAUGUUCGUCUCCAGACAGAUAUUGACAGUAUCAGACAGCAGAACCGAGGGCUGGGCAAGAGACAACGCGAAAGUUUCGCUGGCGACCUCGACGAGUUCGCCAUGGCAGACGAAGUUAGCGACGACGACGACGACUACCGCCGAGUACGACCCCAAGUGGCGUUUCGGCCAUCCGCUACUCAACAUCGUGUCCAUCUAUCGGUCAUCAACCAACGGUACAAAGGUAAGAAUGCUCAGGUUAUUUUAGAAAUGAUGCAGCACUCGGACCACGUGCUCUUCCUCGGACAACCGCCAGUCCUCCGCGGCGCCUUUGACUUCGGCUUCAAUGGCGGCGUAUUAUCAGUGAUGCAUUUCCGGGAGGCAGGACUACUCGAUAGGGUACGUGCAAUGGAGUCAUCUGCAAGUUCGACGGACUUCUCAGAAAGAAACGUGCUUCGGCCGGUCGCAGCGGCGUCAAGCAGAGGUGAACUCGUCAACGCGCUGCGCUCGUUUCACAUAUUCGGCUCUCAGUUCUACAAUCAGUUGGUUGUCGACCUGCUUGAUACUGCAACUAUGUUCGUCGAUCGUUACCGUGGCCUCCGCGAGACGGACGCGUUUGGAUGGAAACUAAUGACCUACUGGGUAGCCAAGAAGUUCCGCAAGUUCCGCAGCCAUCUCGUAGCACGUGACACCAACGCCGCAGCAGCUGUGCGCUUUGAGUUUUCCCGGACGGACGAGGAGCUGAUGGAGGUGAAGGACAUUCGGAGUCAACACCGCCAUAAUGAGGCCGCCGUAUCGAGAACUCGACAUGGAGCGGACACAAUUAAACCGGCAGAUCGUCCUCGUCGAUUUUCCAGUAUUCCCGCACCAGUACUGGAAGCACUUCCGGUCAAAGAUGGCAAAAGACUCUGCAUGAAGGCCAUAUCGAAGGCAGGCUGCACGGGCAAUGGUAACGGCGGCUGCUUUGAUCCUAAGCGGUCUCACUUCAAACCAGACCAGUUGCCAGAGAUCGUUAAGGCAUAUAUCGACGACAACUACAAAGGUCUCGCACCAACGGACCAGGACAGUUGA